Solea solea (common sole) is the source of this 2383-nucleotide messenger RNA. RefSeq names its product chromodomain protein, Y-like (gene cdyl). Gene Ontology annotation, molecular function: transcription corepressor activity. The coding region runs from base 194 to 1855 and encodes 553 amino acids. Lineage: Eukaryota; Metazoa; Chordata; Actinopteri; Pleuronectiformes; Soleidae. Gene Ontology annotation, cellular component: nucleus. The transcript is spliced from 7 exons. The record is from RefSeq and is a predicted model, not a curated record.
UAUUUUGAAGGUCACAGUCAGACCGGAUGUGUGAGUAGAGCUGUUGCUGUGCUAAAAGCUAACGACUGGAAGCUAGUAAACAUUGCUAAAGGGCAGCGGUGGGACUCAGAGCAGACUCGCACUCACCUUCUUCUCAUGCUGCUGCUCACCUGAACGAGCUUCUGGACGGUGCUCAUGCACGCGCACUGUCUCCAUGGCGACCGAGGACUUCUAUGAGGUGGAGCGCAUCAUUGAGAAGAGGCGGAAUAAGAAGGGCAACCUGGAAUACCUGGUCAGGUGGAGAGGUUAUGGUUCAGAGGAGGACACCUGGGAACCCGAGAGUCACCUGUCCACCUGUAUGAUUUACGUCCACGAGUUUGACCGUCAGUACGCUGAGCGACAGAGAGACGACAUGUUACUGAGAUCCACCCGCAGCUCGCCAAGUCUCCUCUGCAGUUCCACCCAGAGAUCAGCCUUCAGGUCUCCCCCCACCCUCACAACCCACAGUGACAUUAGUGCCGGUGUAAAGCAGGUCAAACCUGCCGUCAGCCUCACUUACCCGCCACUCGCUGGACUUACCCGUGCAGCAGCCGUCGGCUCUCAGCAGCCGGCCGACAAGUUCAGCCGCGGCCUGAUGUUGGCGUCUCCGGCCGGCUCCGCCCGCCGCAGCGUGGACUUGUCUAAGACUGGCAUUAAAAUCCUAGUUCCCAAGAGUCCCAUCAACAGCUGCCUGGACUCAGAGGAGUGUCCGAGCGAGGCUGGCGCUCAGGAGGCUCACCUGGUUCCACCAGAGGUCGCCCUGCUGGAGAAACCUGCAGGGGUGCAGCUUGGGCCUGGAGAGGAGAGGGCACGCAUGGGAACCCGGCCUCGCAGUCAGAACCCUCUGCCCCUGCCACGACUUCCUGUCUCACCUGCAACCAUGCAGUCGCUCAUCAGCACAGGUAACUCUGUGUUAAUGGAGGCUGUUUCAGCCAAUGGGAUGUCAGGUGUGAAGAGCGCCGCUGUUGCCGUGGGGAAACGCCGCCUGGAGGAACGCUGUGCUUUUGACAAGCGGCUGCGCUUCAGCGUCCGACAGACGGAGAGCGCUUAUCGUUACCGCGACAUCGUGGUGAAGAAACAAGAUGGUUUCACCCACAUUCUGCUUUCCACCAAGAGCUCAGAAAACAACACGCUCAACCCUGAGGUGAUGAAGGAGAUCCAGAGCGCCAUGGCAACGGCAGCGUCAGACGACAGUAAGCUGGUGUUACUUGGUGCCGUCGGCAGCGUCUUCUGCUGCGGUCUGGACUUCCUGUAUUUCAUCAGACGCCUGACGGAUGACAGGAAGAAGGAGAGCAUUAAGAUGGCUGAAACCAUCAGGACGUUCGUCAACACCUUCAUCCAGUUCAGGAAGCCGAUAGUGGCAGCAGUGAACGGACCAGCUCUGGGCCUUGGCGCGUCCCUCCUGCCGCUCUGUGACGUGGUUUGGGCCAAUGAGAAGGCGUGGUUUCAGACGCCGUACACGUCCUAUGGCCAGACGCCGGACGCUUGCUCCUCCUUCACCUUCCCCCGUGUCAUGGGCCUGGCAUCGGCUAACGAGCUGCUGCUGAGCGGCAGGAAGUUGACGGCUCAAGAGGCGUGUUCUAAAGGUUUGGUGUCUCAGGUUCUGUGGCCUGGAACCUUCACACAGGAAGUGAUGCUGAGAAUCAAAGAGCUGGUGAUGGUGGACUCAGUGGUUCUACGUGAGUCGAAAGCAUUGAUGAGGAACAUGAGCCGCGGCGCUCUGGAACAAGCUAAUGAGCGUGAGUGUGAGGCUUUGAAGAGAGUGUGGGGUUCUUCACAGGGAACAGAUGCCAUUUUACAACACCUGCACAGAGGAACCAUGACUCAGCACUUCUGACUCAGCAGAUUGUUUUGUUAUAAGUUAUAAGUCCUUCCUGUUCUCAUCACAGUGAGUUAGCUUAUCUUAGCAGAGAGACUGGAAACAGAGGGAAACGUGUAAUCUAUACUUUCACAACCAGAGGUCACUGUGUCACCAGUGUCUUGAUUGACACAUUAAGGACAUUUUAAAGGUACAGUACAUAAAAUUUGUAAAAACAUUGACCCUGAUUUAAAUAUUAAAGGCUCAUUCUGUAACAUUUUACACACUGGACCUUUAAAAACACAUUUGUUUACUCCCUUCCUGUCAAACAUAUCAGAAGCAGAGAAACCACGUGGUUUCUCUGGUUACGAGGUACCAGCUAGCAGCUAACACUUUCCCACUUCUUCUAGUCUUAAUGCUAGGUUAUGCUAGGCUCGGCAGGCCAAUCUAAGUGUCCUUCAUAAUGACAGACAGCGCCUCCAUUAGGUCAAACUGUUGCCUCUUACGUUUUCCCGGAAUUCCUUCUGAUGAAUUUCUAUGACUGUGGAAUAAACUUGUGAAGAAAGA